GCGGGGCGGACCCUCCGCCUGCCGCCCGCCCACUGUCCCAAGUCCGGCAGCUUCCUGCCCUCGCUCCCCGGCCCCGGGCUAUGCCUUUCCUGGAGCUGGAGAGUAACCUGGCGGCCGGCUGCUUCCCCGAGGCGCUGGUGGAGCGGCUGAGCCGGGCGGCGGCCGCCAUCCUCGACAAGCCGCAGGAGAGAAUCAAUGUAUCUGUGAAGCCAAACAUGAUCAUGUCAAUGGGAGGCAGCAUGUCACCGUGCGCCCAGCUGAUUGUGUCUUCCAUCGGGGUGGUGGGAACCGCCGAAAACAAGGAGCACAGCAAUAAGUUCUUUGAAUUCCUUACCCGGGAGCUGGGCUUAUCUGCAGACAGGAUCCUGAUUCGAUUUUACCCAUUGGAGAAGUGGCAGAUUGGGAAAAAUGGUACCGUCAUGACCUUCCUGUAGACAAAUAAUGGACUCGGAACCUUGUGUAUUGGCCUGCCCAUGGCUUUAAUCGACAGCCACAUUUGUAAACACGUUAGUGGACCCAUUAUUAAACAUUUUCAUUGAUUAUAUCAAA
Messenger RNA from Pristis pectinata (smalltooth sawfish), 549 nucleotides. Its product is annotated as D-dopachrome decarboxylase-B-like. The record is from RefSeq and is a predicted model, not a curated record. Gene Ontology annotation, molecular function: phenylpyruvate tautomerase activity. Lineage: Eukaryota; Metazoa; Chordata; Chondrichthyes; Rhinopristiformes; Pristidae.